ACACGCCAACCAGGAUGAGCAGGAAGAUCUCAGUGAGGUGGCUUCUGAAAUUGGAAACACUGUAAUGGAUACAGAGUCUCAGCUUGCUAUCAACUAUAGAAGAUCAGAAGAUGGAGCAAGUUUAACUGCUGGUGGUGAUACGCCCGAAGUUUCAGAAAGAUCAUACAAUGUAUCGUAUACUUCCAUUGAGAGUUGUCUAUCCCCUUCUGCAGAUGACACAGAGAAUAACGGACAGGAUUUUGAAAGUAUUGAGGACCUGCAAACUUCAGAGGUCAAUGACACUCUGCAAAAUACAGAUCAUCGUCAAGAAAAUGAGGUUGUCAAUAUGCAACCAGAGCUUGUCAAUGCAACUGAGGUAUAGUCUUUGACCUGAUUACUUGGGCUUAAGUAUAAUAGUGAUAGCAGGGGUGGGCAACCAUUUUGUGCAGAGGGCAACAUGGCAAUUAUUUAUUUUUUUGUGGGCUGCAUGAUAGUUUUUUAAGAUAUGCCUUUGAAGAUGGGCUUUGAAAAGUUACCCUGAGUUCGGUUGAAAAAUAACAGGUUGAAUAAUUUUUUAACUAUAAUUUAUUUUUGUUACACUUUGAAUAUUUUACACUAUGAUUAUUACUUUUCAAAGGCUUUAAGAGCUAAUCAUUACAAUUUAAAAUUUUUUAUGACAAAGUUAAUCCAGUUUCCGGAAAGUAUUGUGGGCCACAUUUAACAUGUCAGCGGGCUAUACAUCAACCCACCCCUGAGUUAAGGAAACAUUAAACAAACGUUUUAAUCCAUUGUAGAAAUUACUACAUUAUAUUUUAUUUCUAGUUGCAGUCAUUGCUCGUUUGUCAAAAUAAUGAAAUAAAAUUUUGCCUGUAUGAUUGGUAAAAAUGUUUAUGGAAUACAAUAAAAGAUAAAUGGCUCUUCAAAUUUUUAUUUAAAAAAAAACUCACUGAACUCAAAUUAAUAAUGUUUUACAUCUAGAUAUUUCUUGGAAUUGACUUGCAUAAUAGUUAACAAAAAUCAAAUAGAUCAUAGUUUGUCAAAGACACACACACAAAUUUAAAUAACAUCAGAAAAUGUUACCUUUAUUUUCUUUACAAGGAAAGAGAAAGUCAAGAAACAGACCCUAUUUAUAAUGAUGUUGAACUCUUAUCUGGUGCCGUACCUGAUUAUAAUGAUGUUGAACUCUCACCUCGUCCUGCCAAUUACCAGCAAACUGAGAGAGGUUCAUAUCGGGAUGAUAGAGAUGUCAAUAUUCUAAGAUCUCAUAGAAAUGAAUUAAGCUAUGACAUAAACAUUAGAAGCUGCCGCAGAUUGCAAC
Messenger RNA from Lymnaea stagnalis (great pond snail), 1297 nucleotides. NCBI's taxonomy places the organism in Eukaryota, Metazoa, Mollusca, Gastropoda, Lymnaeidae. The record is from the annotation of a GenBank genome assembly.